GCUAGUUGAGGCUGAGGAAAAGAAGGGGAAGUUUCAUAUAAAGCGAUGGAGGAAGAAAAAGUGUGAUUAGAGUCUGUUAUAUCUUUUGCCAGACAGGAGACUUGAUGAGUGCCCCAGUCCCUCCAAAGAAAAGUCCUCAAAGCAUAAAUGAAGGAAGAUAGUCUGGCCAGACAGUAUGUACCAGGUACUCAGGAGUUGUCUAGUAACUUGGUUGUUGGAGGAGGAGGGACUAGCUCAAGGCCCAGGGGGAGGUCCGCACUAGGACUGUCACCUUCAGAGAGUGGGAGAGGCAAGAGGCCGAGGACUGAAAGAGAGGGGGUGAGGGAUUCUUCGUGACCAGCAGGAUCUCAGAGAUGGCAAGCUGCCAGCCUGUACUGCCAGCGGUGGCCAGACCUGUGCUACAGCUCUGAACCCACCUCUUUCUCCCCUAGUCCAUGAGAAUCUGAGCCAGAGAGCCAGCAUGCCCUGGUAAGUGGAAGUCCUACCACUUCAAGACAUGGAGUCAUCUUUCCCAUUUGGAGUGAUCCUUGCUGUCCUGGCCUCCCUCAUUAUUGCUGUUAAUGUGCUAGUGGCCGUGGCUGUGCUGUUGUUGAUACACAAGAAUGAUGGUGUCGGUCUCUGCUUCACCUUGAAUCUGGCUGUGGCUGACACCUUGCUUGGUGUGGCCAUCUCUGGCCUGGUCACAGACCAGCUCUCCACCCCGGCUCGGCCCACACAGAAGACCCUGUGCAGCUUUCGGAUGGCAUUUGUUACUUCUUCCGCCGCUGCCUCUGUCCUGACAGUCAUGCUGAUUGCCUUUGACAGGUACCUUGCCAUCAAGCAGCCCCUCCGCUACCUCCAGAUCAUGAAUGGGCUCAUGGCGGGAGCCUGCAUUGGUGGGCUGUGGCUGGUGUCUUACCUCAUUGGCUUCCUCCCACUUGGAGUCCCCGUAUUCCAGCAGACUACCUACCACGGUACCUGCAGCUUCUUUGCUGUGUUUCACCCACGCUUUGUGCUGACCCUCUCCUGCGUUGGCUUCUUCCCAGCCCUGCUGCUCUUUGUCUUCUUCUACUGCGACAUGCUCAAGAUUGCCUCCAUGCACAGCCAGCAGAUCCGAAAGAUGGAACAAGCAGGAGCCGGGACUGGAGCAUGCCGGCCUCCACGGACUCCCAGUGACUUUAAGGCUGUUCGCACCGUGGCUGUUCUCAUUGGGAGCUUCACUCUGUCCUGGACCCCAUUCCUUGUCACUGGCAUUGUGCAGGUGGCCUGCCAGAAGUGCUACCUCUACCUGGUGCUGGAACGGUACCUGUGGCUGCUCGGUGUGGGCAACUCCCUGCUCAACCCACUCAUCUAUGCCUAUUGGCAGAAAGAGGUGCAGCAGCAGCUCUACGAGAUGGUCCUGGGAGUGAAGAAGGGGUUCACUUCGUGCCUUCUCCUUCUCUCAGCCAGGGCUGGUCGCCCUGAGAGGCCCAGGGAAAAUUUCUGUCCUAUCGCCACUAUCUCCCACUCACAGCUUGAUGGCUAAGACGGUAAGGGCAGAGGAGUUUUAGAGUGCCUUCUCCCUCCCCUGUCUGGGCCCCAGCUAGGAAAUUAGAUGGAGCUAGGGAAUGAGAGCACUUGCUUCAGGCAGCCAACCACCUUCAUCCCAGACUGAGAGGAACUGAGACAGGGUGCUAACUUUCUUCUAGAAUCAAUUUCCUCAUCUGCAAAUCCCUGUUUCUCCCUAUCCUUCUUUUGUAAUGAGUCUGUUUCUCCUGUACAGGUAUACUUCCUUAAAGAAAUGUACUACUGAAAUGAUGCUAAAAAAAUCAAAUCCUAUUUUUGAAUGCACUAGAGCAGCACUCCCCAGCAGAAAUAUAAUGCCAGUCAAAUAUAAUUUUAAAUGUUCUAGUAACCAUGUUGAAAAAAGGUAAAGAAGAAAAACACCAGGCAAAAUUAAUGUUAAUAUUUCAUUUAACCCAAUAUACCGAAAACAUGGUUUCGGUAUGUAAUCAAUAUAAAAAUUUCUGCACUAGGUUUUUCAUGCUAAAUCUCUGAAUCUGGUGUGUAUUUUACCUUUACAGAACAUCUCAAUCCAAAGUAGCCCUAUUUCAAAUGCUCAGUAGUCACAUAUGACUAGUAGCUACCAUAGCAGACAGCACAGCACUAGAGAAAUGAGAUUGUUCCUCUUAACUGUUUACUAUAGUGACUAACUAUGGUAAAGUGAGGUGUCCUGCCCUCCCUGAUGUAAAUCAGACUUUCUAGGUAGUGAACUUGCCUAAAACGUAGAAAGCUGGAUUGGAUUCUACAGCUUGUGUUCUUUCACACUUCAUGGUAUUCAAAACACUGUUUUCUUUGGAAAUGGCCAAUCUUGUGGUUAUUUCUGCUACUGUCCCUCCUAAUCUAACCACUCUUCUCUUCGGUGCUCCGUCCUCUCAGUUGGCUUCUUAUGUCACUUGUAGCUACUUGCUGAUGACAGUGCUGAACCACAAAUUCUGAGACACUGGAAGAGAAGGCAGAGGAAAAAGGGGUAGGUGCCAAGAAAGGCACUUCCAGGCUCUCCACACUGGGCCCACUUUUUCCCAUCUGAGCUUGACCUUCUUAAAUCCGCAUGUUCCUAAGAAACUCAGUAGCCUAAGAGGAUGCCCCCGACCUGUCCCAGGAAACCAGCCGAGGAAAUGGUGUCUCAUCCUGCUUUCUGUGGGUACAGGAAAUGGCUGUUGGCAGCUGGGAAUUAUGGCCAGGCUCCCUCUGGGCAACCCUGGCAGCAGAAAUUCAAGAACAGAUUGAGGAAGAAAUGUGGGAAAUAUGCUCAGUCUUCCUGAGCUUCCCUGUAACCCUUUCCUUAACCUCCUGGUCGCCACAGUGGAUUCCUAGAAACCUUGCCUCUUAAGGCCCUCAACUAGAUUAUUUCCCUAGAAAGCUGCUAAGUGGACAACCAAAGAAGGCAAGAAGAAACCAAUACAGAAAAGAUUAAAUUUGUCUGGGAUUUGGUGCCAAAACAACCUUGGAAGGUUAACCCCUUGGUAUGUUCAAAACGAUGGCCUGAGGAUGCAUUUGAAUCUAAUGUGUAAAGGCUAAAGCCAAGAGACCCAUGAAAUUUUUCAUUCAAAUUUGAAACUAAAAUGUUCAGAACCAGGAUGGAAUCUGGCCAUCCUCCUCUCCACAGGAUAGCACCACAUUGUGAUGUUUUGCACUUGGGUUUUAAUUCCCCUUCAGUCUUAGAUGAACUCCCAGCUGGCUUUCCUCAGUCAUUUAGAGGUUAAUGAUCAUUCCUUUCCAUUUCCAUACUCUGGAAAAGUCCCUUCUAUUUUCACCCUCUACCUUCAGCACAAAUGGCCUGUUGCUCACUGAUCCAUUCUAAUACAUAUCAACCCUCCUUUGGUAGAAUUUAUUUUUUUGCAGUUGCUCCAUUUACCACUCUGUCCCAGAGGAGGGCCAUGCUUGCCUUGACCAUAGCAGGCUUUAUGUUCCCAUAACUGAAGAACUUCUUGGCUUUCAAGUGGACGAUAGAACCCAACGUGCUUUGAAGUGCUGAGCACCAAGAAUUUACCACUUAUGCCAGCAAUAAGACACCUUCUUGGACUGGGUUGAGUUAUUGGGAACUACACAGAACACAAACAGUAACUGGGUUUGGGGACAAGAUGGGAAGCUGGUUCAAAUCCAUGCCCUCCUUAUUGGUGGUUCAAAGUUUAAUUUCCUGACCUUGAUGCAGAUGACUGAUCUUGCCAAGGUAAUACAAGCAAAGUGGAAUGGAAAUUAGUUACAAGAAAAAGGAGCUGAGGGGAAGCAAUGUGACUGUUAUAUUGUUAGGUCCAGUGUAAGAAACCUUGCUAUCCCUGGGAGGCAGUAUGUUGAGUGGAAAAGUCAUAGGCGUUGAAGUCCAAUAGACCAGUAUUCAGACUAUGAUUCAGCUAUUUAAACUGCCAAAGCUACAGCUUCCUCAUUUGUAAAACUGGGGUAAUAAUGCCUACCUUAUAUGAUUAUAGAGAGGAUUAUCUCAGAUAAUGUAUGGGAAAAUGCCUAGUAAACUACAGCACCUGGUUAGUGCUCAGAAAAUGUUCUCUUCCUCAUCCUUAAAAAUCCUGAAGAAUUAAAUAUUCAGCUGACCAAUUUAGGGAGUCUGGCAUUUCUGUAGAUACUAUGGCCUCUAAGACAAGGACAGUUAGCUCCAAACUGUGAAUUACUCAACCCCUGAAUGUUUUUGAAAAUGAAUGAGGACUCAGGUUGAAAAAGACAAACAGUAAAUCUAAUACCUUAGCAGGAUCAAAAGACAGCAGAUACAUCAAGGCACUAUUAUCAUACACUUAAGAGUAGCUGCAAUUAUGAACAUGGUAUUUAAUAAGUCACCAGGAGCAGAGGUACAGAAUGCUAUGCAAAAGUCUAAUGGUUCUCUUUGACACAGGUCCCAGCACAGAUAAGGGAAUGCACUGGAGAGGAAACACUUAGAUUUCAUUCACACAUCCAAUGUUGUCUCCUGAUGAACUGGCAAAGAAGCCAGAUCCUGUUCAGCAAUUUGAUCAAAACAGCCAAAAGAUAUUAAGACCUUGUAGGACAGAAUGCAGGUCAGUCCCAUUUAUAAUUACCAUAAAGAGCUUAUGAAUUUGUUAUAAAAACUGUGUGACAUGACUAAGUUUUCUACUAAUUCUUUGGAUAGCUGACAUUAUGCAUAGCACACCUGUUUCAGAGGACAACUCUUAAGAACAUAAGAACACACAGCCCUCUGUACAGGCGCAUUUGAGUGCUAGAGACAGGUUGCUCUGAUCUACCAAACUCUCCUUCUUGUUUAAUAAGCCCAUCUUUGAGAGUUGGCCAGCCAGAGUUAGCCUUGGGAUAUCUUCUCCCCAUAUGGAAAAGUAUUUACUGAGUCAAAUGGAAAAUGAACUCUCAUGACUGAUUUCAUUCACACUUGCUCAAUCAAUGGCCAAACUGAAGAGAGACCAAUGAAAAUAGCAGGCACAAUAGAUAUUUCAAGGACACACAUAGAACAAGAGGCAACAUGGUGUUGAUAGCUGGGUAACAAGAGCAGCAACUGACCCAAGGCCAGACCACAACUCCUUAGCUGUCAUUGGCCACUCACUUAUUUUGUGACUCCUUCAGUACCUCCCAUGCCAUCCUUCAAACUGCUGACUGGUCUGGAAUCUUCUCCUUUGAAUUAACAAAUCUUCAUUUGUCAUUUUUGCAGUCAUAUAAACUCGAUAAUGGUACCUACAAGUGUCAACUGUUAUUCAUUCGUCUGUCCAUCUAUCAUUCUACCUACUCCACAAACAUAUUUUGAUAGCUAGGUGCUGAAAUUGCCCCAGCUUUGCUGGGAUUUCUUUCAGAGAUAAAUAUUGAUGUAUAUAUGACAUUUGGUAUUCUUUUCUGAUUAUUAAAACAAUUUUUGUUCA
This is a messenger RNA of Canis lupus familiaris (dog), 5348 nucleotides long. RefSeq names its product G protein-coupled receptor 119 (gene GPR119). Gene Ontology annotation, biological process: regulation of metabolic process; adenylate cyclase-activating G protein-coupled receptor signaling pathway. The record is from RefSeq and is a predicted model, not a curated record. Gene Ontology annotation, cellular component: membrane. The transcript has a single exon. Gene Ontology annotation, molecular function: phosphatidylcholine binding; G protein-coupled receptor activity. Lineage: Eukaryota; Metazoa; Chordata; Mammalia; Carnivora; Canidae. Bases 497 to 1504 code for a protein of 335 amino acids.